Messenger RNA from Musca domestica (house fly), 6766 nucleotides. RefSeq lists its product as uncharacterized. The record is from RefSeq and is a predicted model, not a curated record. The transcript has 3 exons. Gene Ontology annotation, molecular function: protein binding. Bases 960 to 3134 code for a protein of 724 amino acids. Lineage: Eukaryota; Metazoa; Arthropoda; Insecta; Diptera; Muscidae.
CAUCUCAUCGCAUCCCUUGUCGUUUGUCGGUUAAUUGAAAUAUAAAAAAAUUCAAUUUAAUCCCAACCAAAAAAAAAAGGAAAAUAAAAAUAAAUUAAAGUGGAAAAAAAGUGUGCAAAUUUAAAUUAAUUAAAUUACAAAAAAAGGAAAAAAAUAUAAAUAUUCAUAAUAUUUUGAGCUAAUAAAAUCAGCUCCAUAGUUCGGAAUUUAAAAAAAGAAAUGAUGAAUAAAACCUCGUAAAAUUAAUACAAAAAAAAUAAAAAAAAAAUUGUAUAUUUUAACAAACAAAUUAAUUUGCAACAUUUAAUGGAAAAAGAAGCAAAAGAAAAUUAAAAAAUAAUAAAGAAAAAAAUUAUAAUCGCCUUAAAUGUUCUGUAAAAAAUUCAACCCAUUAAUCUAUUGAAGACAAAAAAAAAGCUUGGGGGCGUUUAUAAGCCAUCAAAAAAAAAAAAAAAAAAAAAAAAAAAGACGAAAAAGACGAAAAAGAAGACCCCCUGUAUCUAAUACAAGAAGAGCCAACACAUCACAUCAAACAAACAACCUCAACCAACCUACCAGCUGGCCGGCCAGCCAGUCUGCCAGCAUUCGAAUCACCGGCAUUAUUGUCAUCUGCUCUGGCUGCUGCCUCUUCUGCUUCUCUCCACCACCAUCUUUCUGUUUAAGGGGCCAAUAUUCAUCGUUAAUAGCCAAGGAUACUUUCGCUUAAACGCUGGGUCAUUAAUUUUAUUCUUCGAGUGUGUGUGUGUGUGUGCGUGUCUGCAUUUUGUUUUUCGCUGGUAGCCGACUAGAAGCUUUUGUAAAAUCAUUUUAGCCUACAAAAUCUACAACCGGCAGACAAUCGCAAAACAUAUUUGGAAUUUGUCUUCGUUUUGUGUGUUCUUUGGCUAAUAAAUCGUUUUGUUCAAAAUUUGUUAAAAGACAGAUUCGAAGAUUUCAACAGAGGAACCAUCAACGUCAUCAUGAAUCCCAAGCGCAUUUUCUAUUGGAAUGGCGUCAUGGCCAUCAUGCUGACCCUGGCCAUAUUUAUGCCAACGGCAACAAAUGCAAUACAAACAGAAAAUGACGAUGUGAAUUGUAAAGCCAUACAAUGUCCCAGCUCCUGCCCCCAAGACAGCUACAAUGCCACAGCCCUGGAGGAGGAGGACGGAGAAAAUGAAGAAGAUCUGGACGAUUCGACAUAUGUUGAGGAGCUGGGACAGUUUGAGGAGCUGAUACCCCCAGAGCAUAUACAUCACACAGUGCCACACUAUCUGAGCAAACGUGAGGUCUCACCACAACAACAACAACAAUCCGCUCUGGAACAUUGUUGUGGCUGUGUCUGCAAUGAAUGCAAUGAUUUUCCCGAUUGCUCUGAUGAUGAGGUGGCCAUAGAGGUGCAAAAGGGUCAGGGUGUUCCGGGCAGUUGCUGUCCCGUCUACAAAUGCAUCCCCAAGAUCACCUGUGCCUUUGGCGUGAAACAGAGCUUUUGGAAGAGCAAAUGCCUGAAGUGUUCCUGCUUUGGUGAAAAUGAAAUGUGUGAAGAUCACUGCCCCCAGGAGGAGACAAUACAAAGCUGCUUCUCCGACUACUAUCAGCAGGUGAUGGCCAAUGGUGAGGCCUGGAUGGAGGGUAGCUGUGUCAGCUGUAGCUGUGAUCAGGGUGAGAAGAGUUGCACCACACCGAUCUGUAAGAGUUUGGAGGGGGAGUGUGACAAUCCCAUUCAUGAUGAGGAUGAGUGUUGUCCGCGGUGUCCCGAACCGGAGGAGGAGAUUGUGAAGGAGAAGGCAGAAGAAAAUGUAACGGAAAUUGCUGCCAUGCCAGAGGAGGUAACCAGGGAAAUGACCACCCAGAAAACGCCUAACACAACAAUGGCGACAUCUACCGAACGAGUAAGAUCCUCAAUGGAGCCCGAGUUAAAAGAUGUGACCACAUCAGCGACCUCGACCGAAAAAGUCAUGUCCUCUACAGUACCUGAAUUGAAUAAAUCUCCAGCCAGCGAGACCUCUACCGAGAAAAUAAUGUCCUCUACAGAACCGGUUACUGAGGAAUCCUCUGAAACUCCAUUGAUCAAGAUUUCCACCACUGAAAAGAUGGAGGAGAACCUAAGCUCCACCUCUACCCAGGAAGAAAUGUCCAGCACCACUGAAAACAUUUCCUCCAGUACCAUGAAGGGCGUUGCUGAUUCCUCUGUCUCGGUUCCAGACACCACCAUGGAAAAUCCAACCACUCCACGGAAGGAAAAUCUGGCAACUACUUCGGAAAUGGUGACAACCUCAACCAUAUCCCGAGAAGUGGAGUCUUCAACUGUCACAGAGGAGGCAUUAUCUAGCACAGACAACAACCACAAUUGGUCUUCAACAUUGGAACCUGAAACCACAUCGGAAGUUCUUACCUACUCCACGGCAGAUCGGUCCAGUUCCAUAUUCGUAGCAGAGACCUCUACACUUGCCGAGAGUAGCUCUCAAAUCCCUCUGGAAGAUUCCACAAGCUCUUCGGUGGCUGGUAUAGAAUUAACAACACUAGACAGGACCAGUAAGGCGCACACUUCCACAACAGAAGAUACCUUUGCAGAAAAUAUAGCCAUACACUCCCAGGACUCCACAACCCAGCAAACCUUCAGAGAAACCACUACGAAAAAAGAUGUAGAAAAACACCUUGACUCCAGCGAAACCUACUCCACAACUGAAAAGAUCUCUGGCAAUGUACCUAAGACAACAACAACCCUCAAAAACAACAUCAAUACUCCCCACACCCCACCCAGCACAAACUCUCCAUUCACCACCAGCUCACCAUAUACGCCACCCGAAUUCACCUCCUCCUCCUCCUCAUCUGAAAUCGAACACUCAUCGGCCUCGACAGCCAACCCUUCAACCACAACGGGACCCGAACUAUUAGAGCCCUUGCCACAUCAGAAAAAUCUACUCUUCGAAGAAACCAACAACUAUGGCAGUCAAAGUACCCAACAUCAAAGGCGUUCCAGAUUCGAUGGGAUCCACUAUGUCAUCAUGAUUGCAAUAUUCAUUGGAGUCCUGCUCUUCAUAGCCCUGUUCCUGAUAAUACGCCAUACCAAAAAUCGCAAGAAGAUGUAUUCCGCCAUUCCGUAUUCUGAGACAAGUCUCAGUCAAAAUUCCACCCACACCAUGAUGACAGUGUAGGGUAAUCAUAUUUUUUUCGAAAAGUUCCAAAAAAACAACAAAGAUUAAGGGCGGGAAACAAAAUCAGAGGUGAUUGGAAAAAGAGAUGAAUAUUUAGGUUUAGAGAUUUAUAGACGUGGACGCAGAUAUAGGGCAAUGUUUCCCAUUAAGUGGGAGAGGAGAGAGAGUGAGCAGAAUUGACUUUUGAGAAAAAGAGGUAGAGAAAGGAGAGAAAUAUUUUUUAUAAUUUUUUGAAAAAUAACAUUUCAAAAAAAACCAUGAGUAACCGACUAAAGCGACCAUUAAAAAUUCCCUGAAAAUGACAAUUAUAAAUGCAGAACCGGUUUCGAUAGAGUGCGAGCCGGUUCAGAACCAAUAUGAUCCCUUCGUCUUUGUUUAUUAAUCGUUUUAUGUAAAAGAGGGCUGUUUGAACCGCUUCCGAGUUUUCAAUAACUUUAUUUUAUUUUAAAAACUCAGAUUAGGUCUUGCACGAACCGGUUUAUGACAAAAAAAAAACCGACUCGAAAUGGAAUAGCAAUUUGUUUUCGCUCCAGUAUUUGUCCAGUACAAAUUAUUUUCAAAUAUUUAGCAUUUUUCUUCCAAAUCCAAAUCGAUUUGACUUCAAUAUGAACCGGUUCUAGGGAAAUAAGAACCGGUUUAAAGUCAAAUAACCGAAUUUAAAGGGAAAAUUCGAACCAUUAUCGGAAUGGAAACUCUCAAGAAGCAAAUACUUUUAAAUUUUCUUUAUUUUUCAACCGGUUUGGCUGUAAUCUGAACCGGUUCAUAGGUCACGUGAACCGGUUCCAGCAAAAAUUCAUUUUUCUGCCAGAUAUUUAUUCUUUUUCCUUUAUUUCGAACCAGGUUGACUUCCAUUCGGAACCGGUUCAUGGUAAAUAAGAACCGGUUCUAGUUCAAAUAAUCCCUAUUUAGAAAAUAUGAACCGCUUACUUUAUGUUUGAACGUUUUCGUAAAGAUAGAUUCUUAGGGAGCAAAUAAUUUCAAAAUUUCUGAACCGGUUUGAAUCUGACUUGAACCGGUUAAUGGGGAAUUUGAACCGGUUCUUCAUAAAAUACACUUUUUAAUCUCAAAAAUUAGCAUUUUUCUUCAUUUCAAAUCGAUUUGACUCCAAUGAGAACCGGUUCCCAUUUGACUCCAAUGAGAACCGGUUCCGGUUCAAUGCACAUGUGCACCGGUUCCAGCAAAAAUAAAAAUGUUUCAGUAAAAAAUUUAAUCUUUUUUUCUGCAUUUCGAAUUGGUAUAAACCCCAAUGAGAGCCAUUUCAUGAAAAAUAAGAACCGGUUCCAGAGCAAACAAUCCCAUUUAGGGGCAAAUACAGGUCACUUAAUAAAUGUUUUUGGAAGGAAACUCAUUAAGAAGCUAAUAGGAUUGGAUUUUCUUUAUGUGUGAACCGGUUUGAAUCGAAUUCGAACCGGUUCAUGGAAAAUAUGAACCGGUUCUAGUAACAAUAAGAUGUUACACGAAAAAUACAAAGCAUUUUCUUCAUUUCUGAACCAUUUUUAGUCGAAAGGGAACCGGUUCAACCGGCUUUCAGUGAAAUAUUUACAAUUUUUCCUUCAUUUCAAAUUGGUAUAACCCCAAUUCAAACCGGUUCUAGUGCAAACAAUCCCAUUUGGCGGCAAAUAUAGGUCACUUAGUAAGUUUUUGGAAGAAAAUCCCGUAAGGAAGCUAAUAAGACUGGUUUUUCUUUAUUUCUGAACCGGUUUGGGUCAAAUUCGAACCGGUUCAUGGGAAAUAUGAACCGGUUCUAGUAAAAAUAAAAGGUUACAAGAAAAAUACAAAGAUUUUUUUCAUUUCAGAAUAAUUUUUAGUUGAAUAGGAACCGGAUCAUGGGAGAAAUGAACCGGUUUUAGUUGAAUAGGAACCGGUUCUAGUAAAAAUAAAAGGUUACAAGAAAUAUACAUAGCAUUUUCUCCAUUUUUGAACCAUUUUUAGGUGAAUAGGAACCGCUUCAUGAGAAUAAUGAACCGGUUUUAAGUGAAUAGGAACCGGUUCUAGUAAAAAUAAAAGGUUACAAGAAAAAUACAAAGCAUUUUCUUCAUUUCUGAAUCUUUUUAGGUUAAUAGGAACCGGUUCAUGAGAAUAAUGAACCGGUUUUAGUUGAAUAGGAACCGGUUCUAGUAAAAAUAAAAGGUUACAAGAAAAAUAAAAAGCAUUUUCUUCAUUUCUGAAUCAUUUGUAGUUGAAUCGAAACCGGUUCAUAGUAGAAAUUAACCGGUUUUAGUUGAAUAGCAACCGGUUCUGGUACAAAUAAAAGGUUACAAGAAAAAUACGAACCAUUUUCCUCGUUACUAAACCAUUUUUAGUUAAAUAAGAACCGGUUCAUGAGAAAAAUGAAUCGGUUAGAAAAAAAAUAGGGAGAAUUACAUGGUUUUUCACCUCGUUUUGGUCGAUUUUGAAACUGUUCUUUAAAAGUUUUUUUGAUAAAAUAUAUUUUUAAUGGGGAUUUUAAGCAUUCUCUCUGUUCUGUGACUCUUUUCCUCUCGCUCUCUCUCUCUCUCCCUUUAUUUCCUCCUUUACCCCAAUUUAAAAGCUGAUUUUAUAUCACUAUCUUCUUUUAUUUAUUUAGAACAAAUAAAAAUUAUUUUUUAGAGUUUUUUUUUUAAGUUAUUUUUGUUUUAAUUUUUAUUUUUAAAAAUUUGUAUUUAUUUUUCAUGUAUUUUAAUUUAUUUAAUUAUUUUUUAAUGAUUUUGUAUUUUUUUUUUUUUUUAAUUUUUCUAUAUUUAUAAUUAAAUUAAAAUUGGAUUUUUUUCAAUACGGAAAUGAAUUGUUUAAUAUUGUAUAUGUUUUUUUGUAGGCGUAUUAUUAUUUUGUUAUAAAAACAGACAGUACCCUCAUUAAUUAAUUGUUUGGCCUUAUUUGCAAUACAUUAAAAAACCAUUAAUAUAUUUAAAUGAAGAUAAUGAUUUGCUCUGCAAAAUAACAAAAAAAAAAUCGUCAGAACAAAAACAACAGCAGCAGCAAAAACAAAAACUUUAAAUGUUGACAUGGAAAACAAAAGUGUUGAAGCUUAUAAAAAAAAUAAUAAACAAUUGGAGGAAAUGGCAAACAUAUUUCAUGGGGGAGUCGUUAAAAAAAACUAAAGUCGUUUACAAAAAAAAAUACAAACAAAAAUAAAUUUAAAAAAAACACAGACAGUAUUUAUUUAAAUGAAUAAAUAUUUUUUAUUUCGAAAUCAAGCAGGGAUGGAUAUUUGAUGACCCAAUUACCAAAUUUUUUUCCCCUAAAGCACAAAUUCAAUUUUGGUUAACAAUUUUCUAAACCAUAUUCCAUUUCCAAAAUUCUCAAAGGAAAAUUGUUUAAAUUUAAUAUAUUUAGCAUUAAAAAUGUGAUAAUUUUUUUAUAAAAAUAAUUAUUUAACCAAAAAAAACACAAAUUUUUUACAGAACAUUUAAGGUGGGGUUCUCUGUGAGGAAAAUGGAAGGGGUUGCCUUUGAGGUGAGAGACAACACACUACAUAUAGAGAACAUCUCUUACUUGAAAUUUCUCCCUUAAAAAAUUCUCUCUCUCGCUUCUCUUGGAAAUACAACUCAGUCAUUUGUCAUAGAGAGCCACAUACAUAGUUUUAUAAUUUUCUCUAAUUAGCCUUUAAUUUUAAACAUAUAUUUGUACAUUUUAAAUUAUUUUUAACAAAA